Messenger RNA from Paramecium tetraurelia, 381 nucleotides. RefSeq lists its product as uncharacterized. NCBI's taxonomy places the organism in Eukaryota, Ciliophora, Oligohymenophorea, Peniculida, Parameciidae. The record is from RefSeq and is a predicted model, not a curated record. The transcript has a single exon.
AUGCAAUCAUCUCAAGAGAAACUACCCAGAUUAGAUCUUACUAAUAGAAGAUCAUAAUCGAUGGCCAAUUCUAAUCCUGCAUUGAAAAAACUAAAAGAAACAUUGUUUGUUGAGAAUUAAAGUAGUACUCGUCGAUUGAAAAGAAAGGAAGGUGAUAUCUUGGACUCAAUACUCGAGGAUGCAAGUUUAAUAUUAGGAAACAAACAGCUAGAGAAAAAUAUUUAUUAGCUCAAAGAAUUGGGUUUAUUGAAAUAAUAUGAUCCUACAAUAGCAAUUCAAUAAGGAUUAAAGAAAAGUAAUUAUGUGAUGAAUGAUUAUCAUAAUAAAAGCACAACAAAUGGGUAUUCAAGAAACUAUGGAGGAUUGUUUUACAAUAGAUGA